Trichomycterus rosablanca is the source of this 672-nucleotide messenger RNA. Its product is annotated as CMRF35-like molecule 5. Gene Ontology annotation, molecular function: transmembrane signaling receptor activity. Bases 1 to 672 code for a protein of 223 amino acids. NCBI's taxonomy places the organism in Eukaryota, Metazoa, Chordata, Actinopteri, Siluriformes, Trichomycteridae. Gene Ontology annotation, cellular component: plasma membrane. The transcript is spliced from 6 exons. The record is from RefSeq and is a predicted model, not a curated record.
AUGCCAACAUCUCUGAGAACUCUGUCUUUUAUCCAAGUUCUGGCAUGUGUGAUGAUGAAGAGCAGAGCUGAACGUGUCAUUACUGGAACAGAAGGAGGCAAAGUGGAGAUCGACUGUAAAUAUUCAGAUGAAUACAAAUAUACAACCAUGUACUUCUGUCAAGACCCAUGUGGAUACUCUGACGUUUUAAUUCAAUCUGAGAAGGCUUUUAAUUUAUUCUCUAAGGGAAGAUACACGGCAAUAAACACUGUAUAUGCACGCAGCUUCUCUGUAACCAUCAGAAACCUCACAUUAAGAGACACUGGAGUUUAUUACUGUGGAAUAGAGAAAUGGGGAAAAGACAAGUUAAUUAAAGUAAAGGUCAUUGUCACUAAAGCUCCUGCUUCUGAGCUGCCCAGCGCCACUAUAGUAAAUGUAAUAACUACAGGAACUGAACAUCCAUCAGAACUUCUGACUGUUGUUCAUGUAGGUGUUUUUGGACUGUUGCUGUGCUGUGCUUUUGUGACUGCUGUGGUUUUCUACAGGAAAUGCUUCAACAUCUCUAAAUCUUUUAUAUCAACUACUUCUGAAAUCCAAAUGUCACAUCAGACACCUAAUCAGGAAAUUAAUGAUGAGAUUUGGGCUGUACAUAAUUUGCCUGAGAACGUUUGUACAGUUGUUACAUAUCACUGA